CAACUGUCCACACUCAAUAGAUCUGCAAAUGCGAAAAGGAGUCGUAAAAGACAUGGACAAAAUUAAUGACAAGUGAAAAAUGAUAAAAAAGAGUUUAAUUUGGGAGUCCAAGAAAACACCAAUGUCAAUUUCCACACCCACAAAACCAGAUGAAUUUUGUUAGCCAGAAACAAAAUACCCACAUUUCCAAAAUACUAUCUUUUCGCAUAAAGUGAGGAUUCAAUUCAUGUGUGUGUAUAUAUAUAUAUAUGUAGGAGGAGUAGAGUGUUAGCUGCUGCUUUGUCUUCUUGUAUCGAGGAGAUGGAGAGGCUCACCACCUUCUUCCUUGUGGUUUCUGCUGCAUUUUCACUCGUUGCAGCUGCCUUUACAAAUGAAUCUCUUCAUUAUUUGGAAUCUGUGUAUGGAAUAGCUAAUGCUGCUGCCCCUCCCAAUGCUCUUAUGGUGGGCCUUACUCUCAUCCAUGGAGCUGCUGCUAAAGGAGCUGUGUGUCUAGAUGGAACAUUGCCUGGUUACCACUAUCAUCGUGGAUUUGGGUCCGGAGCAAAUAGUUGGAUUAUUAAUUUAGAGGGUGGAGGGUGGUGCAACAAUGUUAGGACGUGCGUUUAUCGCAAGAAGACACGUCGAGGGUCAUCAAAUUAUUUUGAAAGGCAAAUUGCAUUUACUGGGAUACUUAGUGACAAGGCUUGGGAAAAUCCAGAUUUUUAUAACUGGAAUAGAGUAAAGGUACGAUACUGUGAUGGAGCCUCGUUUUCAGGGGAUGGCGAAAAUAGGGCUGCAGGAUUGCAUUUUAGAGGGGAACGCAUCUAUCACGCUGCAAUGGAUGAACUGAUGUCCAAAGGAAUGCGCAAUGCUAACCAAGUACUUCUGGCCGGUUGCUCUGCUGGUGGUCUAGCUGUUAUUUUGCACUGCGACAGAUUUAGAGGUUUAUUUCCCUCACGUACAAAAGUGAAGUGCCUGAGUGACGGUGGAUUGUUUAUGGAUGUUCCAGAUGUUUCCGGUGGACAUACUUUGAGGAAUUUCUUCGAUGGUGUUGUUAACUUACAGGGUUCUAGAAGGAACCUACCGGGCACUUGUACCAACCACCGCAAUCCAUCGUCAUGUUUCUUUCCUCAGAAUGUUAUAAACAACAUAAGAACCCCUCUCUUCAUUCUAAAUGCUGCCUAUGAUGCAUGGCAGGUCCAAGAAAGCUUGGCUCCUCCAUCAGCUGAUCCCCAUGGCAACUGGCAUCUUUGUAGAAACAAUAUCGGUCAAUGUUCAGCUUCACAGAUCCAAUUCUUGCAAGGUUUUAGGAAUCACAUACUGAACCAAAUAAGAGGCUUUGCAGCAUCAAGACAAAGUGGGAUAUUCUUAAAUUCUUGUUUCACUCACUGUCAAUCCGAGAGGCAGGAUACGUGGUAUUCUAAUUAUUCUCCUAAACUCGGAAACAAGGCUAUUGGGAAAUCUGUUGGGGAUUGGUACUUUGAUCGAGCAAAUGUGAAGUCGAUCGACUGUCCCUAUCCAUGUGAUAGAACUUGUCAAAACCUCCAAUUCCAUUGAACAAUAAUGUGAUUUUUCUCCUACAUUUUUUGUGUCACAUAAGAUAUAUAUAGUGAUCUCAAGUCCCAUUUAUAUUUAGAAAAUACUCAUUCAAAGGCAAUAAGAUGAUGCCUGAGUAGAAAGGAAAAAAGAAAUGGUCUACCAAUUAUAGUGAUCUCAAGUCCCAGAUGUAUGUGUAACUCCCAGAAACAAAAGGAUAUCAAGAUUUCUCAUCUUGAAAUUUUGUUUUA
This is a messenger RNA of Salvia hispanica, 1766 nucleotides long. RefSeq names its product pectin acetylesterase 10-like. Gene Ontology annotation, molecular function: pectin acetylesterase activity. NCBI's taxonomy places the organism in Eukaryota, Viridiplantae, Streptophyta, Magnoliopsida, Lamiales, Lamiaceae. Gene Ontology annotation, biological process: cell wall organization. Gene Ontology annotation, cellular component: plant-type cell wall. The record is from RefSeq and is a predicted model, not a curated record.